CCUCCUCUGGACUCUGACUGGAGGGAAACCUCCGGGCGCUCCGCGGACUUUCAGGACUUUACAUCAGCUCCAGACGCGGCUCCGCGGCUCCGGACGCCGCCGAGAAGCUUCAAAGUCAGGAUAAAGUCGCAGGUUUGGCCCGCAGAGGGGAUAAAUACCGUAAAGGAGCGUCGCUGGUCCAGUGGAGGAGCAGAAAGAGAGCGGAGCCGCUGAUCUCAGUACCAUGACCCUCCCGCCCAGCAGCAGGACUCCCUCCGCCUGCGCCCUUGGCCACAGCCUGACAUGAAGGACUGAAGUGUGAGGACGCGGCGCCCCCUGCUGGACCCCCGCUGUCAGCCAUGGCUGAGCCCAGUUACUCCGACCUGAUUGCCAAACACUACAACUACACUGGCAAGUACCGCAAGACGCAGCAGGACUCGGGCCUGAAGGCCGACUCGGUGGUCUUCAUCAUCGUGUGCUGCUUCAUCAUCCUCGAGAACAUCCUGGUUCUCACCACCAUCUGGAGGACCAAGAAGUUCCACAAGCCCAUGUACUACUUCAUCGGGAACCUGGCGCUGUCCGACCUGCUGGCCGGCGUGGUCUACACCGCCAACAUCCUGCUGUCGGGCGCCAACACCUACAAGCUGACGCCCACGCAGUGGUUCUUCCGAGAGGGCAGCAUGUUCGUGGCGCUGGCGGCGUCCGUCUUCAGCCUGCUGGCCAUCGCGAUCGAGCGGCACCUCACCAUGCUGAAGAUGAAACUGCACAACAACGGCAACACGUGCCGCGUCUUCCUGCUCAUCAGCACGGUGUGGAUGAUCGCGGCGGUGCUGGGCGGGCUGCCCGUCAUGGGCUGGAACUGCAUCCAGAGCAUGACGCAGUGCUCCACCGUGCUGCCGCUCUACCACAAGACCUACAUCCUCUUCUGCACCACCGUCUUCAGCAUCAUCCUCAUGGCCAUCGUGGUGCUUUACGCCCGCAUCUACGCCUUGGUGCGCACGCGCAGCCGCAAGCUCGUCUUCCGCAAGGUCACCAACGGCCGUUCGAACGCCGGCGCCAACAGCAAGAGCUCCGAGAAGUCCCUGGCACUGCUGAAGACCGUCAUCAUCGUGCUGAGCUGCUUCAUCGCCUGCUGGGCGCCGCUCUUCAUCCUGCUGCUGCUGGACGCCGCCUGCGAGACGCUCAGCUGCCCCAUCCUGUACAAGGCCGAGUGGUUCCUGGCACUCGCCGUCCUCAACUCCGCCAUGAACCCGCUCAUCUACACGCUGACCAGCAACGAGAUGCGCCGGGCCUUCCUGAAGACGCUGCUGUGCUGCACUUCCUGCCUCCGGCCCGGGACCAAGUUCACCGGACCCGUCAUGGGGGCGGAGUUCAGCCGCAGCAAGUCGGAUAACUCCUCCCACCCUAACAAGGAGGACGCCGAGUACUCGCCCAGGGAGACGACGACGGCGGCGUCCUCAGGGAACAUCGCCUCCUCAUCCUAAACGCGCAGGCGACUGUGGGUUAGCGUUAGCAUUAGCACGGCGUUAUCACAAAGCUUCAGCUGACUGCAGCACUGGGGGAGACUUUGGCUGAUCUGGGACCAGUGAACUCUGUCAUCACUCUGUACGUAGCUCACCGCCCUCACGCCGCCUGCAGGGGACGGCACCGCUGGAGGUCUACGGGCGGCGUCUGCCGCCGUUGUAGCUCGGGUUCACCGUGUGGCCGGAGGAGACCCCGACAUUUCCCCGAGAGCUGCAGUGGACGGUUCAAACCUGGCCAGGCGUUCACAGCAGCCGUAGUGCUGAAUUAUUGAUAUUACCGAGUAACACUCCGGAGCUUCAUAGAAAGUUGUAUUGAUCCUGGUAGACGAUUCAGACUUUAUACUCACCCUCUAAGAGCUUGUAGAGUCGGUAGCACUUAAACACAAAACUGUCCGAUAUUUAAAUUAAUGCGUUUGUUCCGCCCAUUUUACUUAAAGGUACAGUGUGUAAGAUUUUCCCAUUUGAAAUCCUUGAAAAACAAAACAAGGGGAAAAAAAAACUGUUCUGUUUUUUUCCAUUGAUGUGUGUGUGUUGUCCACUGAAGUUAGUCCGCUAACCCGCAGUCUUUUAUUCACCGGCUCACUACUGCCAUCAAAAGCACGAAAGGGGCAUUACUAAAAUUUUACAUAUUGUACCUUUAAAAUAUUUUCACAUUGUAUAAAACUGCAGAUGGAUUCAGAGCUCAGGUGCUUCUCUGAAGGUUUUCAGAGCGACUUACAACUUUUGAAAACUGGAGAUAAAAACUUACUGUUUGGUAGUGAGACUGACAUUAAACAAACAUAAAUUCAAGCCAACAAAAUUAUUUAUAUUUUUAAACUGGUUUAAAAUAAUCUUUUUUUCAUCUUUAAUAAAAUGUAGAUUUAGCAUGAUAGACUUUUUGAAAAGUUUUAUUUUGUCGCGUUAAAGUAAAUAAUUCACAAAAUUAAAAGCAAAAAUGGACUUUAGCCAUUAACAAUAACAAUUACAGGGUCUUUAAAUUAAUGAAUCUGGUAGGAUGGAAAAUACUUUUUAAUAAAAUUCAGUCAGUUCAAAAAAUAUUUUGAAGUUUUCUAAAAGCUUUUAAUAUUUUUAUCUGAAGUUUGUAUAUCAACAUGAAUAUUUAAAAAAUGAACACCACUCAAUUUUAAAACUCCUGGUGGAAAAGUGCUUUCAAAAAGGAUUCUUUAGUUUCAAAGGGUAAAAUGAAAAAGUAUUGACCAGUUAAAAUUGCUCUCAUAUUCCGGGUAGAUUUUUUUUUUUUAAGUAGCAAACAUCCAUUGUUCAUGAUGUUUUCAUCAAUGGAUAUACAUUUUUGAUUUGACACAUUUUUUUUAUUAAUAAAGAAGAUGGGAUUCCUAAAUGUACAAUUAUAUAAUUAAUACGUUACAUUAAAUAUAGAAUUUCAAGAAUCGUUGUAUUGCAUAAGUUUAUCUUGAAGUCAACUCUAAAAUAAAAAAAGGUUGCAAUUGCUUUAAAAAAAUUAAAUCAUAGUAAGAACAGUGUGUCUAUAUCUUCACAAAAUGAUGGGCUUGAAUGCAACAAUUGCCUUGUGUUAAUUUUGAGUAAAGAACGAAAGAAGCCUGAAAAAAGUCACUUUUUUUACACAAUCAUUCACAAAUAAAAUCCAUUUAGAAUAAAUCUGAGCUGGAAGAUAGAUUGAAUAGUGAAUAAAAUAACUUGAGAUUCAACUUUUCAAUUAUAUUUUGACAUUCUUCCAAAUGACACUCUUAUUGAUUUUAAGUCAAGUUAACAAGCCUUUUAAACAGUGUUUCUUUGAUUUAGAAUUUUUCCAAAUUAUUAUAGAUCAGAAAAAAAACAUGAAAUCAAUAAAUAUUAAAAAAGAAGAAGAUACAGUCUUUUUUAUUUACUCUUUCACACAGUGUGUCAUUUCAAAUUGACUUCAAUUAAAAUUCAAUUAAAAAAGUUUGGCUCAUAGUUUAGGCUGAUUUUAAAGUGCAGUUUGCUGCGUGUGAGAAGCACCUGAGCUCAACUUCCUGUUUGUCCAGUCAUGUCUGUGUAAAAAGUUUAACUGUUUUAGAAGAAUGUUGGUAAGAAUGUAUUUUCUACUUCUCGUCUGUGUCGCUGCUGUCGUCAUAGAAAUGUGUGUGUAGAUGAAAUUAAUUUAUGUUUGAAAACAGGAAAGGCAGAAAAAUCACUUCUGUUUG
Salarias fasciatus (jewelled blenny) is the source of this 3646-nucleotide messenger RNA. RefSeq names its product sphingosine-1-phosphate receptor 1 (gene s1pr1). The transcript has 2 exons. Bases 339 to 1463 code for a protein of 374 amino acids. Gene Ontology annotation, cellular component: membrane. Lineage: Eukaryota; Metazoa; Chordata; Actinopteri; Blenniiformes; Blenniidae. Gene Ontology annotation, molecular function: sphingosine-1-phosphate receptor activity. The record is from RefSeq and is a predicted model, not a curated record. Gene Ontology annotation, biological process: G protein-coupled receptor signaling pathway.